Molecule: messenger RNA, 1127 nt
Organism: Musca vetustissima
Lineage: Eukaryota; Metazoa; Arthropoda; Insecta; Diptera; Muscidae
Product: lysosomal aspartic protease-like
Exons: 1
Coding region: 2-1126 (374 amino acids)
Biological process (GO): cell death; proteolysis
Cellular component (GO): lysosome
Molecular function (GO): aspartic-type endopeptidase activity
Source: RefSeq, a predicted model, not a curated record
AAUGUUGAAAUCUGUUAUUGCCUUGUUGUGCCUGGCCAUUUUGGCUGAAUCCGCAUUGGUCCGUAUUCCCAUGUACAAGGUGAAGGAGCCCAAAACCAAGGAAAACGAAUUGUUGAAAUUGAAGGGAAAAUACAACAAAUUAGACUUCGUCGCCAAAAAGGAGAAUUUGAUGAACUAUGUCGAUGAUUCGUACUAUGGCAAAAUUACAAUUGGUACACCACCUCAGGAAUUUUUGGUUUUGUUUGAUACCGGCUCCUCGAACUUGUGGGUUCCUGUAGCUCCCUGCUCGGCCGAUAAUGUUGCCUGUCAAAAUCAUCACACCUACAAUCCAAGUGCUUCCUCCAGUUAUGUGGCCAAUGGUGAACCUUUCUAUAUUGCUUAUGGUUCUGGCAGUUUGUCAGGAUAUUUGGUUCAAGAUACCGUCACCGUCCAAGGUAUGGCAAUUCAAAAUCAAGUUUUUGCUGCUGCCACCAAUGAACCUGGUAACACCUUCACUUAUUCUCCCUUUGAUGGUAUCCUUGGUAUGGGUUACCAGCAAAUUGCCCAGGAUAGUGUUGUGCCACCAUUCUACAACUUGUAUUCGCAAGGCUUUCUCGAUGCCGAUGUCUUUGCAUUCUAUUUGGCUCGUGACGGUACCGCUGAAAAUGGUGGUGAAUUGGUUUUGGGUGGCAUUGAUCCCAAUCACUAUACUGGUGAAAUUACCUAUGUCCCCGUAUCAUCCGAGGGUUAUUGGCAAUUCGAAAUCGCUUCGGGUGAAGUUAAUGGUGUAAAUGUGUGCAACAACUGCCAGGGUAUUGCUGAUACUGGUACCUCCCUCUUGGCUGUACCUUACACUCAAUACGAGAAUAUUCAAGCUGCUGUUGGUGCUGAAUACAAUGAAGAAUAUGGUGCUUAUGUUUUGGAUUGUUCUACCGUUAGCAGUUUGCCUCCAUUGAACUUCAAUAUUGGUGGCCGCCAAUUCUCCGUUGAAGCCAAUGAUUAUGUUUUGCAGAAUUAUGGCGUUUGCACCACCGUUUUCGAAAGUAUUGGUACUGAUUUCUGGAUUUUGGGUGAUAUUUUCAUUGGCAAAUAUUAUACCGUCUUCGAUUUGGGUAACAAUCGCGUUGGUUUUGCUGAUGCUCAGUAAA